Molecule: messenger RNA, 1765 nt
Organism: Lactuca virosa
Lineage: Eukaryota; Viridiplantae; Streptophyta; Magnoliopsida; Asterales; Asteraceae
Source: the annotation of a GenBank genome assembly
CAAAUCGCACAUCGGGAGGACAUCGCCUCUCUCUUUUGCUUACUUCGCUAUAAACCCUAGAAGAUAAGAUUUUGCGUCUUCUUGUUAAUUCUUGCGGGAUCUAUGUUUAUUUCUUCUCUUUUCUAAGGAAAUGGCAGAAGAAAACUUUGUUGGACAAGAGACAGAAGUGAUGCCUGAGAACUCUGUUCCUGUAGAAGUUGAAGUGUCUGAGAAUGAAGAAAGUGAUGAGGUAGUAGAAACUGAAAUUACUGAGAAGGAACAAGGAGAUGCUGCCAUGGAAAUCCCUGCAGAAAAGAAAUGGCCUGGAUGGCCUGGAGAGAAUGUUUUUAGGUUGUUGGUCCCUGUGCACAAGGUUGGCACCAUAAUUGGUCGCAAGGGAGAGUACAUAAAGAAAACCUGUGAAGAAACAAAGGCCCGCAUCAAGAUUCUUGAUGGGCCUCCUGGAACUAUGGAAAGAUGUGUUCUCUCAAAUAUAAGGCAACAUUUCAAUUGUCAAAGUGGUUUCAUUUAGAAGAGCCAAAGAUCCAGAAGUGCUGAAAAGUCACUCUGAAUAAAUGUCAGAAGUACCCCUGGUGGAUGUCACUACCAAAAAGCUUCCUAUGUCAUCUGGUAACUUCAGAACUGGUCUUGAUUUCUGCAAAAGAAGAACCAGAUGCUUCAAUUCCUCCUGCAAUGGAUGGUUUACUGAAAAUCCAUAAACGGGUAACGGAUGUGGAUGCUGAUCCUACUCAUCCGCCAGCUGGAGGUACAAUCAGCACAAGGCUACUUGUGGCUGCCACACAAGCGGGAAACUUGAUAGGAAAGCAGGGUGCCACCAUAAAAACCAUCCAAGAUUCUUCCGGUUGUGUAAUUAGAGUACUCGGACAAGAAAACCUCCCUGUAAUUGCUCUGCCUGAUGAUAGUGUUGUGGAGGUGCAAGGGGAACGUGAUGGUGUACACAAGGCGGUUGAACUCAUUGCUUCACAUUUAAGAAAGUUUUUAGUUGACCGCAGUGUUAUCGGGAUAUUUGAAAAACAAAUGCAAAUGCCAAGUGCCAGGGCAAACCAGGAGAUGGCGCCUCCCCAACCAUGGGCGGCACCACCACCGGCUCAAAAUUUUCCAGGUGGUGGGCCGGGAUACCGACCGGCUCAAUUCAUGCCACCUCAGCAUCAGUUUGACAACUACUAUCCACCUCCAGCAAUGGAUAACCAGCUUCCGCCAUCAUAUGGCAGAGACACCACCAGUAUGGGUAUGCAUAUGGCCCCACAGGAGUUGAUGAUGAGUAAGGUGUCACAGAACAUGCAGGUUCCGCUGACAUAUGCGGAUGCGGUUAUCGGGACAUCGGGAGCUAAUAUAAGUUAUAUACGGCGUGCGAGUGGGGCCACGAUUGCCAUUCAAGAAUCUCGCGGAAAUCCCGAUGAAAUGACGGUUGAGAUUAAUGGAUCCGCUUCACAGGUUCAGACAGCUCAGCAGUUGAUUCACAACUUCAUGGCUGAUGCUGCACAGAAUCCAACUGCUGCUGCUGCUGCACCACCACCACCGGUGGUGGCUACUAGCCAAGCUGGCGGCGGUGGGUAUAACCAGUAUCCUGGUUACCCGUCUCAGCCUGCGCCACCUGGACAUCCACCUGCUGGUGGUGGAGAUUAUGGCAGUGCCCCCAUGUAUGGGGGCAGUUAUGGUUACUAAAGCCAGGCGGUUACAGUUUCUGUUGUAUCCAAGAUGCCUUGUUUUGUUUAGAUACUCGGUUGGCUAUUUGAUGAUUUGAUAAUACUGAAUACAAAGUGUU